AGUAUGGUUAAAAUACUAAGACUAUUCGCACGCGCUUUCUCAUACAGUCUGCGCGAGCUCUAGCCAACUUACGGUCGCACAUACAAAUUUUGUUAUUUUUUUCGGUUGCUCCUGCAAUUUCGUUGGGUUUUUCUUUGAUUAAUCAUUGAAUAACAAACAAAAAUUUGAUUAACGACAUCGAAAAGGCGUAAAUAAAUUUGAUAAAUAAGAAAAAACGUAAGUUUUUGACUAAAAUGUGGUGAUGAAAGUGUUCGAGAAUCAAAUGAGACGAGAGACAGCCAAUUGCUUAAGUGUUAUCAGUGCAAUCAAGCGAAAAGACUGACGAAAAAACGAGCGCAAUUUUUCAAACGAGACAGUGAUUGACUUUUCCGCUGUUCACACUUUUAAUUCACAAACAAAUUUUAUUUCGCCAAUCGAAUUUGUUUAUUCAUCGCAGCAAAAUAUUUGAUUUCAGAGUAAAAAAGAAAAAGAAGAAGAAAGAAAAGUGAUUAAAUUUGUUGAUCAACUGAGCAAAUGACUCCAAUGUAAAAUCGACCAUAAUCAUUGCGCAUUUUCUUCAACAAAUUAGCAUUUGGAAACCACUCAAUACACACAUAUGACGAUCGAACAUUUCAACUGAAAAACCAAGCAAACCGUUUUUUUUUCUUCAUCGAAGCUAUUUUACUAUCGCAUAUUCAUCAGCAAUAUGGACAACAAGCGACAGAGUGAUUUCGUAGAUUCUAGUAAAGGUCUUCACAACAUCGAGAAUGGUGAGGCAAAUGAUGGUGAUCAGGUGUUUGUAAAAAAACCGUAUUAUCCGCAAACACCGACCGUAGCCAAUGAAUAUUGGAUUCCAUCAUUUGAAAUCAAUACGAGCAACAACAGCAACGGUAACGCAGACAAUCAUCAAUCAAGUGAUGCGAAUUCCGUGAGGCACAGUGCGAUUCCAAUACCGAACGAAGAUUUGCAAGCGUCAAACAACUGUAAUACAAAAAUCAACCAUACAAACAAAUCGAUUUGCAACACACAUAACGCAUACAAUGAUAGUAAUAAUGGUCAUGCUAUCAUUGAUGUUGUAAGCACAACACAUACGCACACCGAUCACUCGAAAGUAACAAUCAAAUCAACGGAACAACAACAGCUGCCAACAGAAACCAGUACAUACACAACGAGCAGCACACCACAACAACCGCAGCCGUCGCACAAAAACACGGAAAAUACCAACGAUGUAGUGGACGUGAACAGCAAUACAAAUGCUGGUGCUGCUGCUGCUGGCGCUGCUGGCCCAGAAGAAUCGAAUCGAAAGCAACAAAAACUAUCGAAUAAAAUAGUCGUGGUUUUACGUCGAUCGAAACCGAUCGCGCUCGUGGUGAUCAAUAGUGUAUUAGCUGUUUUAAUUGUAACAUCGUUUUGCAUUAGCAUGGGCAUGGAUUAUACGGUUCCGGCAGUUGUUGUCGGUUUGAUUGCAGUUGUUGCCAGUUCGGGUUUAUGGUAUUGGCUGUAUAUUGCUGCUGUUACAGCGCCCAGAGAUAUUCGAGCACUUUAUCGGUAUAUCAAAUUAUUAACGCUGGUUCGGCGAUGUCAGAGAAAAAAUGUCGCCAUUUGGGAUUUAUUCCAUCACUAUGUGGCCAAACAUCCGCAAAAGCCAUGCAUUAUUUAUGAUGGACAGGAAUGGACAUUCCGUGAAAUGAACGAAUUUUCCAAUCGCAUUGCAAAUCUAUUCCAACAGCAUGGAUAUAAGAAAGGCGAUGUGGUUGGCCUGUUUAUGGACAAUCGACCGGAAUUUGUGGCCACAUGGUUGGGCCUCUCAAAAAUUGGCGUAAUCGUUCCAUUGAUCAAUACAAAUCAACGCCAAGCAUCCCUUAUUCAUAGCAUCGAAAUUGCCAAGUGUCAAGCGCUCAUCUAUGGCGAAUCGUUGGCUUCUGCUGUUGCCGAAGUGUCCGAACGAUUGAGCAAAGGAUCAUUUGCCUGGUAUCAAUACAAUGACAAAAGUCACGAAAUCAGCGACAAAUCGAUUAAAAAUUUGAAUAGUUUGUUGGAAAAAACGCCCAAAACUGAUGUCGUAUCCAGUUCAACGGCUGAUACACACCACAAUCAAUUGCUGUACAUCUACACAUCUGGAACCACUGGUCUUCCAAAAGCUGCCGUCAUCACACAUUCCCGUUACAUUUUCAUUGCGGCCGGUAUUCAUUACAUGGCCGAUUUUCAACCUGAUGAUAUCUUCUACACACCAUUGCCUUUGUAUCAUACGGCCGGUGGCGUUAUGAGCAUCGGACAAGCACUACUUUUCGGCUCAACCGUUGUUAUUCGCAAGAAAUUUUCCGCUUCUGGUUACUUUCCCGACUGUCAAAAGUAUAAAUGCACGGUUGCCCAAUACAUUGGAGAGAUGUGCCGUUACAUUUUAGCAACACCACCGAAUGCAGCCGACAACAGCCACAACGUGCGUACCAUCUUUGGCAACGGACUUCGACCACAAAUCUGGCCACAAUUUAUCAAUCGAUUCAAAAUCCCAAAAGUCGCUGAAUUCUAUGGAGCCACCGAAGGAAAUGCCAAUAUUGUGAAUAUAAAUAACGUUGUUGGAGCCAUUGGAUUUGUAUCACGAAUUCUGCCAUCAGUCUACCCAAUUUCAGUGAUCAAAGCCGAUCCAGAUACCGGUGAGCCAAUUCGUGACAGCAAUGGCUUGUGUCAGUUGUGUAAACCGAAUGAGCCGGGAGUGUUUGUUGGAAAGAUAAUGCCUGGAAAUCCAUCGCGUGCCUUUUUAGGAUAUGUUGACAAGGCUGCCUCAUCAAAGAAAAUCGUUAAGGAUGUAUUCAAAAAGGGUGAUUCGGCAUUUUUGUCCGGUGAUCUGUUGGUAUCGGAUGAAUAUGGCAAUUUGUACUUCAAAGAUCGUACCGGUGACACAUUCCGAUGGAAGGGUGAAAAUGUGUCAACGAGCGAAGUCGAAGCACAAGUUAGUAAUGUGGCCGGUUAUCGUGACACCGUUGUUUAUGGCGUUGAAAUUCCACAUAAUGAAGGUCGUGCCGGUAUGGCGGCCAUCCUAGAUGGUGAUCAAUCCAUUGAUUUGGAUGCAUUGAGCACUGGGCUAAAAUCCGUUUUACCUACAUACGCACGCCCACAAAUCAUUCGUUUACUCAACAAAGUCGAUAUGACCGGCACAUUUAAAUUGAAAAAAUUAGAUUUACAAAAAGAGGGAUUCGAUCCAAGGAAAAUCGGUGAUAGUCUGUAUUAUUUGUCGUCGAACGGUAAAUAUUGUAGAUUGGAUAAGGCUGUUUAUGAACAAAUUUUAAAUGGCGAAGUGAGAUUUUAGACGUACAAUUUAUUUGUGUGAAUGUGAACAAUCGCAUUUGCAUUCCGAAUCCCACACCGAUUCGGAAUCCGAGUUUUGGAUCAACCGAAUCAAUGACUAAUCUAAUAUUUAGUAAAGCUAUUUUCUAUGCAGCCACCGGUUGCUUUUAAUUCCAACACAGUUGGUCCCGAUGUUCACAUCUAGAUUUUUAAGACAGAAUUCUUCUUUAAAUCAUUAAUAGCAAUAUUUAAGUUAAUUAGAGAGAAAAAACAACAAUCAAUUCAAACUUUACAUAAUCAUCGAACAAAUUUUUUUUUAGGAUAUUCUUCACAUUUAAGAGAAAUGAAUGCUAGUUGACUAUAUAUAUUUUUUCCCCCUUUUGCUUCUAUUGUAUGGAACUGUGUGUUGAAUUUCGUUUUAUCCACUUUUUUUUUUGUACAGAAUAAAAUAUUUUUUAAUAAUGACCGAAAAA
Messenger RNA from Sitodiplosis mosellana (orange wheat blossom midge), 3737 nucleotides. Its product is annotated as long-chain fatty acid transport protein 4-like. The coding region runs from base 686 to 3286 and encodes 866 amino acids. The transcript has 8 exons. Gene Ontology annotation, biological process: triglyceride homeostasis. NCBI's taxonomy places the organism in Eukaryota, Metazoa, Arthropoda, Insecta, Diptera, Cecidomyiidae. Gene Ontology annotation, molecular function: long-chain fatty acid transmembrane transporter activity; long-chain fatty acid-CoA ligase activity. Gene Ontology annotation, cellular component: endoplasmic reticulum. The record is from RefSeq and is a predicted model, not a curated record.